Prunus persica (peach) is the source of this 2359-nucleotide messenger RNA. Its product is annotated as 3-oxoacyl-[acyl-carrier-protein] reductase 4. The coding region runs from base 837 to 1796 and encodes 319 amino acids. NCBI's taxonomy places the organism in Eukaryota, Viridiplantae, Streptophyta, Magnoliopsida, Rosales, Rosaceae. Gene Ontology annotation, biological process: fatty acid biosynthetic process. Gene Ontology annotation, molecular function: 3-oxoacyl-[acyl-carrier-protein] reductase (NADPH) activity; NAD binding. The record is from RefSeq and is a predicted model, not a curated record. The transcript is spliced from 14 exons.
UAGAUGAGUAUAUAUGAUUAUUUGAUUUGUUGAUUAAAUUUUGUGAUAGACUUCUUUUUAAAACUUAAUAAUCUGUUUAUCCAUGACGUUUAAAUAACGUAGUAGCAUAUUUAAAUUUUUUAAGGGGUGUUUUGAAUCAAGUGCUUCCUUCUAUUCUUCAAGAAGACGUCUAUUUUGGUAAACUAAAUUGAGUUUGAGCUUAUGGAGUUAGACUUUUUGCCAUAUUUUUGUUGCACUGUUUCAUUUCUUAUUCUUAUAUGCGGGGAUGAUUUUUUUUUCUUUUUUUUUUUUCUUUUCAGUUUCAAACAGAUUUACAGUACUUUUCUCAUGCUGAAAUUUUGUGAAAUAUAUGUAUAUAGGGGAGCCCAGAUUAAGAAAUAGCGGUUACACAUUAUGCCCUUUUCAUAAAAUUCUGUAUGUUUUUAUUCUGAUUUAAUUUCAGGCUUCCAUGAAAAUUUUGAUCUAGGAUGCCGUGAUUUGAGGUGUAACUCUGCAGUAAUCAUAGUAGUUUCUUACUAGAUCUCUCAACUCAAAUCUCAGAUGAAGUUGGUUUUAGCAGAACAUGACUAGAUUGAUUGAUUGUCAGAAACAAAGAAACAAACAUAGACAGAUGGAGGCCUCCUUGCAUUAAACAACUUCUGUUAUAUAUGGAAUCCUAACUUUUUUACGCAUUUCCACCGAUAUGCUAAAACCCCUGCUCAGAGAGAUUACACGCCCAUCUUCUUCACAUUUUUCCUCAGUUCUCAGUCUGAUAGAUUGAUCUUCUGGCGACCUUCCUUGCCUCUCUCUCUUCCUCCUCUUCUUCGGCUGUGGCACCAGCCAUUAUCAGACUCUCAAUGGCGGCCACGAUCGCCUUCAACACCGUUGGAGCUCCGGUACGAAUCUUCAGCCAAUUAUCUCACCCACGAAGCUCCUAUCCACUUCUCGGCGGGAUUCGACUGCAUCGCGUUGCCCUGACCAGAUUUUCGAGCUCCUUAUCCUCCUCCUCUGGCUCUGCAGGAAUUAGGGCGCAGGUAGCGGCCGUUGAGCAAUCGAGCGCUGCUGUAUCUCAGAACAUGGAGGCUCCUGUGGUUAUCGUCACUGGAGCUUCUAGAGGAAUUGGCAAAGCUGUUGCGCUUGCUCUCGGCAAGUCUGGUUGUAAGGUUCUGGUAAACUACGCAAGGUCAUCUAAGGAAGCUGAAUUAGUUUCCAAGGAGAUUGAGGCAUCUGGUGGUCAAGCUCUGACAUUCGGGGGUGAUGUUUCAAAGGAAGAAGAUGUAGCGGCAAUGAUUAAAACUGUGGUUGAUGCAUGGGGAACAGUUGAUGUGUUGGUUAAUAAUGCUGGAAUAACACGGGAUGGCUUGUUGAUGAGAAUGAAAACAUCCCAAUGGCAGGAGGUUAUUGAUUUGAAUCUUACUGGCGUGUUUCUGUGCACACAGGCUGCAGCGAAAGUUAUGAUGAAACAGAGAAAGGGAAGAAUAAUCAAUAUAGCAUCUGUUGUUGGUCUUGUUGGCAAUGUUGGACAAGCCAACUACAGUGCUGCAAAGGCCGGAGUAAUUGGCUUUACGAAGAGUGUCGCAAAGGAAUAUUCAAGCAGGAGCAUUAAUGUCAAUGCUGUAGCACCUGGUUUUAUUGCAUCUGAUAUGACUGCCAAGCUUGGAGAAGACAUAGAAAAGAAGAUCUUGGGAACCAUCCCCCUAGGGCGAUAUGGUCAACCUGAAGAAGUCGCAGGACUGGUGGAAUUCUUAGCGCUCAAUCCUGCUGCCAGUUACAUUACUGGACAGGUAUUGACCAUUGAUGGAGGGAUGGUGAUGUGAGAGGCCAAGUCCUGCACCCCAACCAGCUUCAUCUUACAGAAGGUUUCAAAUGACGCUUCAUCUUAUAGAAAGUUUCAAACGAAGAGAGGCUUUUCUUUAUAUUCCAUUCUUGACCGGCUUCUAAUUUCAAACUGAAUAGAAGAGUAGAAGGAUAAUAUGUAUAUUUUUUCCGUUUAGCAAAGGUGGUUAAAAUAUAUACUCUGAGACUUGUGAACAGUGUAAGAGAAAAAAGACUUGAUAGGAAUUGUUUUUGUGUAGUGGUUUCAGUCUCCAGAUGAUGCUAAAGCGUUCCACUGUACUAGCUGAUAUAUGGGUUGCAUAUGAAGUCUUUUGUUAUUCUUUGUGUGGAGGUAGAAAAUCUGAAGCCUAUAGGCUUGCGGCUUUUAACCACUUUGGGGUUUAGGCAAAUCUUUUAACCACUUUGUAAAGCUAUUGGUCGAAAGGCCGCGUAGCUCUCCUUUGGGUUUGGACAAAUCUUUUAACCACUUUGUGGAUAUUAUCAUAACAUGGAUGUUAAUUUUAAUUAGGAUUCUCUAAUAUAAAUAUAUUUUCAUUUCUAGUUA